Helicoverpa armigera (cotton bollworm) is the source of this 7388-nucleotide messenger RNA. It is a transcript of the gene Hel89B, whose product is annotated as TATA-binding protein-associated factor 172. The record is from RefSeq and is a predicted model, not a curated record. Lineage: Eukaryota; Metazoa; Arthropoda; Insecta; Lepidoptera; Noctuidae. Gene Ontology annotation, molecular function: ATP-dependent chromatin remodeler activity; TBP-class protein binding; ATP binding. The transcript is spliced from 34 exons. The coding region runs from base 220 to 5793 and encodes 1857 amino acids.
UCGGACUCAUCAGCAGCAUGGCUGUCAGUAUAAAUUUGAAGCUUGAACGAUGCGCUUCCUCUCGUCACGUUGGUUUUUUUUGUUUGUGCAUUUUGACGAAAAUGAUAUCGUGUGUGAAUUUGUGUGGCAUAAAAUAUGGAAACCCUUGGGUGCAGUGACCUGAUAUCUGCCUUGUUACGCAAGGAGUGGAAUUGCAGGGGUUGAUAACGAGACAGCAGCAUGACGUCCCGGUUGGACCGUCUGUUCGUGCUCCUAGAGGCGGGCGCUGGGCCGGCAACCCGCCGCGCCGCCGCCCGGCAACUAGGAGAGGUCCAGAAGGCACAUCCUGAGGAACUGCACCGGUUGCUCGGCAGGCUCAUGACGCAUCUCCGGUCGCCUGCUUGGGAGACUAGGGGUGCUGCUUCUCAGGCGGUGGAAGCGAUCCUCGCGAACGUACCGGAAUGGCACCCAACACCGUUCACGGGCAAGAAAGAAGAGAAGACGGAGCCAGAAGACAAUGGGCGCCUCCGAUGCGAGACCUUCGACAUAGAGCGAGUGCUGCAGAACGGAGCACACCUCAUGGGCUCUGAAGGCCACGAGUACGAUCUGGAUGAGGAACCGCUGAACUCUGCAGAUUCGAAGGAGCGCCUAGCGAAACAGCGGCAGCAGCUCAACGCUCGCCUAGGGCUCGACAUGGCCGCCAACUUGGGGGUCGAUCUCAACUCCAUGUACACUAAUGAGGACCUGUGUCCCGUUAAACCUGUAGUAAACAAGACUGAACUGUGUCGGAGACCAGUACAAGAAAUAGUGAUAUCAUCGAAAACGCUAAGCUCGCGGGAGAUGAACUUAGCGAAACGCAAGGCUCGCCUCGCCUUCAGCAAGCAAAAGUCCCGCGAUUGCAGCGAAGACGGGCCCUCGGCGCCGCCCACGCCGCCCGUCGAGCCUGAUAGGAAGAAGAUCAAGUUGGAACUGCCUGAGGAAUUUGUGUUUGAAAGCAACGCACCAACGCCGGAUUGUUCCGGUUCUUGGGGGGAGUGCACACGCUGGCCCCUGGAGGCCUGGGCGGGGGCCCUACAGGCACAACUGUUCAGUGCGGCCUGGGAAGCGCGGCAUGGGGCCGCCAGCGCGUUGAGAGAACUGCUCCGAGCUAGGAUCGUUAGUUCCGCGGGACAUGAUGCCAAUAUGACGAAGGAAGAGAUGGAUCAAGCACAUCAAGAAUGGCUAGAGGACAUGGCUCUUCGGCUAUUAUGUGUGCUUGCUCUAGAUCGGUUUGGAGACUUCGUGUCCGAUCAGGUAGUAGCGCCAGUCCGAGAGACCUGCGCACAGACGCUAGGCGUGGCUCUGGCGCAGCUGUCGGCCGAGCGAGCGAGACGCGUGGCGGCGCUGCUGGCGGCUCUCUCCGCGCAUCACCAGUGGGAGGCACGGCAUGGAGCACUACUGGGGUUCAAGUACUUGCUGGCCGCGAGACAGGAAGUGGCCUGCGAGAGCGGCGCUCUAGAACACCUCAUCCGUGGCCUCGACGACUGCGCAGAGGACGUAUCAGCCGUCGCAGCCGGGGCCCUGGCCCCCGCCGCCGCGGCGCUGGCGGCCCGCCGGGCCCAUGCCGUGCGGCCCGUGGUCACAAGGCUCUGGAUACUGCUGGCUGAUCAAGAUGAUUUGGCUUCACCUGCGAACUCUUAUAUGGCAUUGUUGGCUGCGUUAAUGGCGUUGCCUGAACCGGCUAGUUUGUUGCAUCCAAUCGACCUAGCUGACGUCCUGCCCCGCCUAUGGCCGUACCUCGACCACUCAACCAGUUCAGUCCGGAAAGCUACUCUUCAAACACUUCGGACCCUCACCCGGCCUCUAGUCACGACACACAACGGUGACGUCACCAACGGCGGCAGUGACGUCACAAACGGUCACGACCAGUAUCUAAGCUGGACGCCCGAGCUGCUGCAGGAAGCCAUGAGACAUAUCUACCAGAGGGUGCUGUUUGAGCACGUGCACGACAUACAGGAGAUUGCAGUACAGGUGUGGGAAAACUUCCUGAAGUACGCGUCGUUAGGAGUGAUCCUCCUGGCGGCGUGUCCCAUGCUGGCCACGUGGCUGUGUCUGGCCAUGCAGCCCGCGCGGCUGCCCGUCGACGCCGCACUGCUGUUACACCCACCGCCUAAGGAGCGUCGCACCCGCACCACGUCGCAGUCUCUCGACGGGCCGGUACCGGCGGAGCUGCGGCCCACCCGUGCAUGGUUCGUGGGCGGCAGCGAGUCCGCGCCCUGCGCCGCUAGAGACGCCAACGUUAUGCGCGCGAGGUGCCGGGCUGCACAUAUACUGGGUUACCUGUCGUGCUACCUGGUACAACCUGCACCUGGUAUAGAGUACAAAGCUGAAGAUGAGAGCCCCAUAGACUGUUAUGUUAAGGUAAUGGUAGUAUACCUGCGGUCAGGCAGUGCGCUACAACGACUGGUGGCGAGUCUGGUUGUGUCGUCGUGGGCGAAGCACACUGUCACGCAGAACAAGUUCCCGCCCAGCAUACAUACUAACGGACAUGUUGAACAUAAGGAAGAAGAAAGCGAGCCACAAAACAGUGAAGACGAGAGUCCUAUAUCAAGGCUAGCGCCGCCGCUACUCACGAGUACAUUACACACGGCGUUGAACCAAGCUCUCUACUACGACGAGGUGGCGCUCAAUUGUAAUAGGAUAUUACAAGAGGCUCGAGAUUUACACGCGAUGAUGAAACAUUACAAGUUACCCAUUGAUGGGGAAGAAUUAAGCAAUAUAUUGAGGCUAGAACAGGUAGGUUACCUAACGACGGUAUCUCAGCCAUUAGUGGCGGCGAUGAAAUUGAAACGCGCGGCACAAUCAUUGGAGGAGAGACGGAAAAACUUGCAGACUGCCGUCAAUCUGUGCACUAUUGAGCAGGGAUCGCUUAAUGUGUCUGUCCAAGCAGCGUUAGCAGGAGCCUGUGCAAACCUACACUUAUUACCAGAAAAACUGAACCCCGUAGUCCGACCGCUGAUGGAGAGCAUCAAGAAGGAACCUUCGGAGGAACUGCAGCAGAACUCGGCGGAAACCCUCGCCGCGCUACUGUCGCAGCUGGUCAAUAGAGAGCCUUGUCCGAAUAAUAAGGUGUUGGUUAAUCUGAAGGCGUUUUUGAGAUGUGAUCCAGAAUACACGCCGCGUAUUUCGCUGGAAAGUACAGAGGAAGCGAAUGGCGACUCCGGGAGUGGGGACAGUGGACACGAGGGAAAGGGGGAACAGGUCUCGCAUGGACCUGCUAUGGACAAGCACAGCGGCAUUUUAACACUAUGGGAGCAGCAGCGCUGCGCAGACCGCACGGCGCCGCGGCGCGGGCGCCCGCCCGCACACGCCGCGCUCAACAUCGACCAGCUGCUGCCGCAUGAGGAUGAGGCUCGAAAAUUACUAAGGAUACAGCGACGCGGGGCUACGUUAGCUCUAACAAGUUUAGCUACGUACUUCGGAGACGAGUUACCAGAAAAAUUACCUAAAUUAUGGGAAUUCAUCACCGAACCACUUGAGAGGGUUUUAACUGAUAGUGAACUAGAACAACAAGAAUGCAGUGCAGCCGAAGAAAUCAUCAGCCGGCUACAACUAUUUGAAGCCGUCUGCAGUUCCCUAUCUACCUCCCUUCGGCCGAGACUCGCUAACUGCGGGCGGGCGGCCACGGCACUGACUCGCAGUAACUAUACGGCGUUACGGCAUAUGGCGGCGAGGGCUUUGGCGGCAAUGUGCAGGAGUGGGUACCCGGGGGUUAUGCAUACUGUUAUAGAUGAGUUAAUACCAGCACUAAGUGACGUGCGCAGUGACAGAGUGCGGUGCGGCGCGGCGGAGGCUCUCGCGCGGGUCGUGGACGCCUUACAGUUGCAAAUCGUGCCUUAUAUCGUGCUGCUUGUUGUACCGUUAUUAGGACGCAUGAGUGACCACUGCGAGGCAGUCCGCAUAAUGUCGACGCGCUGCUUCGCGUCCCUCAUACAGCUGAUGCCGCUGGACGGCGCCGCCGCCGAGCCGCCCGACCUCGCGCCCGACCUGCGGCUGCGCAGGCAUCACGACAAGCUCUUCCUUGAACAGCUCUUCAACCCUAAGACUAUUAAGGAUUAUAAGAUCCCUGUGCCAGUGUCGGCUGAGCUUAGGAGUUAUCAACAGGCUGGAGUAAACUGGCUGCGGUUCCUAUACGAGUACAAGCUACACGGGGUGCUAUGCGACGACAUGGGUCUCGGCAAGACGCUGCAGUCCAUCGUGGUGGUGGCCGGCAGCCACUGGGAGCGCGGCCGGUGUAACGCGCCCGCGCUGCCCUCGCUCGUCGUCUGCCCGCCCACGCUCACUGGCCACUGGGUAUUCGAAGUGAACAAAUUCAUCCCAUCAAAAUUCCUAAAACCUCUCCAAUACGUAGGCAUACCUUACGAACGGGAGCGAUUACGUCAUCACGUGAAGAAUUACAACUUUAUCGUAGCGUCUUACGAUAUUGUGAGAAAAGAUAUCGACUUCUUCAGCAAGAUCAAGUGGAACUACUGUAUAUUGGAUGAAGGGCAUGUUAUUAAGAAUGGAAAGACCAAAGUUUUUAAGGCGAUUAAGCAAGUUGUUGCGAAUCAUAGGCUGAUUUUGUCGGGGACGCCGAUACAGAACAACGUGCUAGAGCUAUGGUCGCUAUUCGACUUCUUAAUGCCCGGGCUCCUGGGCACGGAGCGUCAGUUCACGGCGCGGUACUCGCGGCCCAUCCUCGCGGCGCGCGACGCCAAAGCCACGCCGCACCAGCUGCAGGCCGGCGCACUCGCCUGCGAAGCUCUGCACAGACAGGUGUUACCAUUCCUCCUUCGUCGAGUCAAAGAGGACGUGCUCAAGGAACUACCUCCUAAGAUAACGCAGGACUACUACUGCGAGCUGAGUCCGUUACAGCGGCGGUUGUACGAAGACUUGUCGAAGGAACAUAUGCCGCACGGCAUUACCUCGCAUCAUACGCAUGUGUUCCAGGCCCUCCACUACCUCCAGAACGUAUGCAAUCACCCGAAGCUGGUGCUCACAGCCGAGCACCCCGAGGCUCGCGCCAUCGCCCGCAAGUUGCAGGAACAGCACUCUUCACUGGACGAUAUACAUCAUUCUGCCAAGUUGCCUGCACUCAAACAACUACUCCUAGACUGCGGCAUCGGCACCCCCACGGCUGACGAGGAGCCCGAAGCCAUCGUGUCCCAGCACCGCGCCCUCAUCUUCUGCCAGCUCAAGAAGAUGCUAGACAUCGUCGAGAACGACUUGUUGAAGCGCCAUCUGCCGGCCGUCACGUACCUGCGGCUGGACGGCAGUGUGCCGCCGCAUCAAAGACAUGCUAUUGUGACGAGGUUCAACAAUGACGUGUCUAUUGAUUUGUUGCUGCUUACCACUGCGGUGGGCGGCCUAGGUCUGAACUUAACAGGAGCCGACACGGUAAUAUUCGUAGAACACGACUGGAACCCCAUGAAGGACUUACAAGCGAUGGACCGAGCACAUCGCAUCGGACAGAAGAAGGUCGUCAAUGUAUACCGACUCAUUACUCGGGAUACGCUCGAGGAGAAGAUUAUGGGCCUACAAAAAUUCAAGCUGCUAACGGCGAACACGGUUAUCAGCAGCGAGAAUGCUGCCAUGGAAACCAUGGGCACAGACCAGCUACUAGACCUCUUCAACCUAUCAAGCAGCAACAGUGCUCCUCAAUCACAACAGCAGCCCGGCCCGUCCGGCAUGAAAUCCGUACUAGAGACCCUACCAGACCUCUGGGACGAUAAACAAUAUGAAGAAGAGUAUGACAUGACUAAUUUCAUCAAAGGACUCAAUAAAAUGACCACCUAGCAUCUAGAACUGCCGCUUCCAUCGACAAAAUUCUUCUCACUUUUCAAUAAACAUGUAGGCCAUUAUGGAUAAAUUCUUCAGUAUGAAAAUUUUGAAAAUAUGUCUACUAAAGCGUUAGUUACUUCGUUAAUUAGUAAUAAGGCUUAGAAUGUGUUCUCUGAUGUUAAAAUGUAGGCGAUUUGUACAAUGUAUUUUGUUAGGCUGUGGCCUCACUGAUGGUUUUAAGGUAAGGAACUGCUUAUAAAUUGAAAAGCGACAGCUGUCUAUAUUGGGUUAAAAUAGCUGCUUAAAGUAAUGCUACUAAGUCAGUGAGGCCGUACACCUAAGACCUUCCUUCAAAGUGUAGACAAAAGUAUAAACUUCGACUAUCUUACAAAGUCUUGCUUCGAAGGCCGGUCGCUAUGUUUGAAGAGGCUGACCCGUUUUAGUAGAUUUAAUAUAGUUGUAGACACAGACAGCUUUAGUAAGUUGCCUUAGUAAAUGUUCUAUGAAUCUUGUAUUUCUUAUAUUUUGUGUAGUUGUUAGACGUAGGGUCACAUACCAUUUCAUUAUCAUCAUUUUGAACAGUAGAACAUAUAGUUAGCAUUUAUGAUUGUUUUUUGUAACUAAGGCAAUGUUAGAGUACUAUCUGUCGGUACGAAAAUGGUCAAUUACAUGUCACGCUUUUAAAAAUGUAAAGAAAGACACUUAUAUGAUACUAUAUUCACGUAAAAUUACUAUUUAUAGAAAUAAGCAGGGCUUAUCAUUCAUCCGUCACUUACUAUAGUUCGCUUGCAGCAAGUAUAAACGAAGACAAGUUUUUCCAAGCUUUAUUAAGAGAAAGAUUUAUGCAUGAGCUUUCAUGCAAGUGUGAUGUUACUAAAAAAUGCAAAGAAAACAUCAAUUAAAUUAGUUUUAAAUAGGUUCAAAUACUUUCCUGAGGUUCAAAUACAAUUAAAAAACAUGUUAUCAUUACAUCAUCUAGUUAUUUACGAAAGAAAAUUAAUAUAUUAGCUACAACUUGUAUAUUAGGUGAGCAAACCAAAUUACUUUAGAUGUUAAACGAUUGUAAUCUACAUCACUGAUCCAUGCUUAUUAUUGUUAAAACUAUAUUUAUUUACUCAUUACUUACGUAAACGUUUCAGUAGUGUGUUUCUGUAAGCUGUUCAAAUGUAAGGUUCCUCUUGUAAGAAAUUACCUCAAUGACUUGAUUUUUCUCUACGAUUGAAUAGUUAAUUUAUUAUUGUAGCAUUGUAAGGAACAGUCAUGCUGCUUUAGUCAUUUUUGUAGUGUUAGUGAGGCGCGCCGAUGCUCGCAUGUUUAAUUUUUAGUUUGGUUUGAAUGAUUCUGUUUGCUGUUUUGUACCUGCUCAAUAUAAAACAACGGUAACGAAAGAUGUGUUAUGUUUCGUCUAAAAUUGCAUUUUAACACAUUUUCAGUGUAUUGAAACAUGCAGAAAAGUAUUGCUGUUGUCAGGGAUAUUUUUGUUUUCUGUGUCCAUUUAUUUUGUUGUGUGGACGUUUUCUGUGUGAAAUCACACGUACUUCCAGUCUAUAAAUUGAUGUAGUUUAAUCUAUGUUUGUCUGUCUGGAUAAAAAUAAAGAUUUUUUUAAUAA